AUGUCUCACAGAAAGUUUGAGCAUCCAAGACAUGGUUCUUUGGGUUUCCUUCCAAGGAAAAGAUCUAGCAGACACCGUGGAAAAGUGAAGGCCUUCCCUAAGGAUGAUCCUACUAAGCCUUGCAGGCUCACAUCCUUCUUGGGAUACAAAGCUGGGAUGACUCACAUUGUGAGAGAGGUUGAAAAGCCUGGAUCAAAGCUCCACAAGAAGGAAACUUGUGAAGCUGUGACUGUGAUUGAGACACCUCCAAUGGUUGUUGUUGGUGUGGUUGGGUAUGUGAAGACACCUCGUGGUCUGCGCACUCUAAAUACUGUGUGGGCUCAGCAUCUGAGCGAAGAAGUAAGGAGGAGGUUUUACAAGAACUGGUGCAAGUCGAAGAAGAAGGCUUUCACCAACUACUCGAAGAAACAUGAAACCGAAGAAGGUAAAAAAGACAUUCAAAGUCAAUUGGAGAAGAUGAAAAAGUACUGCACUGUCAUCAGAGUUCUUGCUCACACUCAGAUAAGGAAAAUGAAAGGGCUGAAGCAGAAGAAGGCGCAUUUGAACGAGAUUCAGAUCAAUGGUGGAGAUAUAGCAAAGAAGGUUGACUAUGCCUACAGUCUAUUCGAGAAGCAAGUCCCUGUGGAUGCUAUCUUUCAGAAAGAUGAGAUGAUUGAUGUAAUCGGUGUCACUAAAGGAAAAGGUUAUGAAGGUGUGGUUACAAGAUGGGGCGUGACUCGUCUUCCAAGAAAGACUCAUCGUGGGCUCCGCAAGGUUGCUUGUAUUGGAGCUUGGCAUCCGGCUAGAGUCUCCUACACAGUGGCUAGAGCCGGGCAAAACGGUUACCACCACCGUACGGAGAUGAACAAGAAAGUUUACCGGAUUGGGAAAGUUGGCCAAGAGUCUCACUUGGCCAUGACUGAGUUUGACAGAACUGAGAAGGAGAUCACACCGAUGGGAGGAUUCCCUCACUAUGGGAUAGUGAAGGAAGAUUAUUUGAUCAUCAAGGGAUGUUGCGUGGGGCCGAAGAAACGUGUGGUGACUUUGAGACAGACAUUGGUGAAACAGACGUCUAGGGUUGCUAUGGAGGAGAUCAAGGUUAAGUUCAUUGACACUUCUUCCGGAUUCGGACACCGUAGUUACCAGACUUCUCAGGAGAAGGCCAAGUCCUUCGGUCGAGUCAAAGCUUAG
Messenger RNA from Thlaspi arvense, 1170 nucleotides. The record is from the annotation of a GenBank genome assembly. NCBI's taxonomy places the organism in Eukaryota, Viridiplantae, Streptophyta, Magnoliopsida, Brassicales, Brassicaceae.